Messenger RNA from Aedes aegypti (yellow fever mosquito), 3394 nucleotides. RefSeq lists its product as uncharacterized. NCBI's taxonomy places the organism in Eukaryota, Metazoa, Arthropoda, Insecta, Diptera, Culicidae. The coding region runs from base 1204 to 2085 and encodes 293 amino acids. The record is from RefSeq and is a predicted model, not a curated record. The transcript has 5 exons.
CUGUCAUUUUGUGUUGGCCACUGCCACGGGAGAGAAGCUCGCAUCAGCUUUUACGACGUCGUUUUAAAUUCCUUCACAGUCUGUAGUCCAUUUGCGCAAAUAGACCUUAAGUCAGUGUUCGAAGCGACUUGUGUGCAGCACUUACCUGUUUCCAAUAGCCGUUCCGUCCAGUUCAUCAAUCGGUCAGUUUAAACUAAUUUUGCUUGCUUAUUUUCGGUCGUCGUGAGUCGCUCGUUAGUGCAUCCGCGUAUGUAAAGUGCAUGUGACACAUAGAUAUUGCGUGUAAAUCAAAGCAGGCGCGCGGUGACUACUGCGAUUGGCGUGAAAUUUGAAUUGUCGAAAAAUGGCGAAGUGGUUCCAUCAUCGUCAUCAUAGUAGCCGCUGCUGCAGUUGUGGCCUGCCGCUGUAGUCUAUCUAGUGAGUGGAUUGCGAAUACCAAAGGGGAGUGCUGGGGCGUGGUGGACGUGCUUUCUUAUACUAGGGGUGUGCUAGGGGUCUCACUCUGUGUAUGUGUCUGAUUCUGUUGAUGUUCCCCCCAACAACAGAACCGCGGGGCGAAGUGAGUCAGUGUGAUCAGCGCCUACUAUGGGAAAGGGGGAGUGAGUGUGAAGCAGAUUUUUAGCCAACAAAAAAAAAAAGAGAGUGGUGAAGAGGAGAAAGAAAAACAAGCCUUCCUCAUCAUCAUCAUCAUCAACAAAAACGGCCACAUACCGAAAACCAACAAAUAACCAUACCCCCAAAGUGUCCAAAUGAUGUGUGAGGCGGUCUGUGGGGCUGUGGAUUUGCUGCUUUACGUGUAGCGGAGAUUGGCACGACGAACGAAGAAGACUCGAACCGGAGUGCCUUGGAUCCAGAAUAAAACUAAAAAGCAAGAAGAAAGGUGAAGAAGAAUCAAUCCAAGUUAUUGCCAACCCACCAAAACUCGUAUUGUGCCACACAUAUCCACCGGCAGAGGAGAAUUAUUCAGCUGAGAGAUCCAACGACCCGCGCGCCAACCAUCGCAACACAAGAAGCGUAACGAACGAUUUUAUACGAUCGACAGGCGGUAACAGCUUACGACACAUUCCAGUGGAAUUUGGUGGAACACCUGCAGCCGGUUGAUCAAGCACACGUCCGCCUCUGUUCCCAUUUUAAGGGAGGGGAAUCCUAAAGGAAGUACCUGCCACCUAGCAGCCACAGCACGGCCCGAGCGAUGCACCAACGAUGGCCUUAAGUUCGAACAUCUACGCAAUACUGGUGACCUGUUUGGGAUUCUUCUGCCUGGUGAUCAGUGCCACUGCCGUCGGGGUGCCGAUAUGGGCGUACUACGAGAGUCGAGGGGGAGAGGAUCGGGGGUACUUCGGACCGUGGCAAAAGUGUCAGAAGAUUAGUUACCGGGAACGAUGUGGAGACGUGGGCCGGUUUCAGCCAUCAGGAGUCGUUUUCACCAGUGGCCUGAUGGCGGUGGCGGGAUGUGCUUUGUUCGGUCUGUACUGCAUACUCAGCAUCAUGCAGAUAGCGAUGAUCUCGUCGCGGGAUCGAAUCUGCAUGAAGUACAGCGUUCUCAUCACACUGAAGCUGGUGCUGGUGGUGCUGGCCACAUUCCUAUCGCUGGCUGCGGCUGGCCUGUUUGCCCUGCAGACCGAUGACGACCGAACGGGGUAUCACAUCACACGGGGGAUCUCGUUCUACCUGCAGAUCGUAACGGUGGCCCUGUCGUUGGCCCUGAUGGUCCUGUCGGUAUACGACAAAAUACUGACGAAGCGACCGGACGGUGAUCCCACGAUGAUGGGCAACGCCAACGGCAAUGCGACGACGUACAACAAUCCGGGCUUCCGGGAGACGAAUGGCAUCGCCGUAACCAACGCAAGUGGACGGCCAUACUCCAGCAUCAACGGAAGCGUCCAGUCCGUUACCACCACCAUGACAACGAUGUCCAAUGGGUCAACGAUUGGUUCCGGUUCGGUCACACGAACGCCAUUACGGUCCAGCCUGAAGAAACCCCGACCACAGAAUGCCGACGGGUUGGGUAUCCGAAAUCCAGGAUAUUCCGAGAAUGGUACCGUCAAGAAGGUGCGAAUCCAAACUGGCAGUACUGAUGUUUAAAAAGGGUCGUUCAGUACCUGCGCACGUGUCCGUCCAUCAUAAAAACAAUAAGAAUGAGUAGAAACAAAUCUCGACAAGACGAUCUUUAUUUACUUAAGCUAUAUGCAAGCAAAUCAUUAGAUCUGAAUUAAGUGUUAUUUAGUCUUAGACUAUAUAUGAAUAUUUUUUGUUGAAGCUGUCACUUAAAAAGUACUGAUUGUAAAUAGCACAACUAUUGAAAACAAAAAAGACGUACUAGAAUCAACAAAUCGUAUCGAAUCACCUAAAAGAAUAAGCAACGCGCAAAAAAUAUAUAAAUUAGCCAAUCUAGUGAAAGAAAAAUUUGCCAAUUUAUUAUUUAUGAGUGUCAAAAAGAAGAUGCAGCAAAAUUGCAGGCCAGAUCAAAAGGAAAACUUAAGUGCACUUCAACGUUGCCUUAGCGCGUACCAGCAAUAAAGAAAUCUCUAUUAUAUGAAUUAUAUCAUAUGUAAGUAUGUGAGCAGGACCAAUCAAUGAGUGCAGUACCAGAUUAAAUCGUUUAAUCACAGGAAAACAGAAGUUUGCUUCAACGAUAUGUUACGUUUGUGGUUGAACUGAAAAGUGAUUUCCCUUAGCAGUCUUAUUUCAAAUUCAAUAAGGAAUUAACUUCUACGCGCAUGAACUUGUUGCAAGUUGGCAGGAUUUGCAUGCAUAUCACACACAACCACCAUCAGCAUUCUUAACCAUUACCUGUUAGAUUUUAAUUGUUUAAGCUCCAAUAGUCUUCCACUUAAGUCAGAUUAAGGGCCCUAUUUUAUAAGUCGAGUCGAUCAAAAACGACUCGACUGGAGUCACUGUCGACCAACAAUUUCGCUCGACUUGGCUCUGUCACUCGAGUUUAUCGACAGUUGUCACUCUAUGUGACUGGAUUACUAUGGGAGUCGACGGGUGACAUCUGAAAUAUGCAUGCUUACUUUGAUCGAUAAUGACUUCAGACGAGUCACAUGGUUUCGCUCGAAUUACAAAAUAGACCCCUAAGUCCAAGUAUUUUUUCUAUUUUAAAGUAGCGUCAUCAGGUACAUGAUAAGUUAUACAGAACAUCAGCAGUACUUUUAAAUAUGGCAUCGAAUUGCUUGAAACCAUUGAGCAAGGUGUCACAAAUAAUGUGAAACAAUCCGUCCAUAUAAGAAGCGAGCGUUACGAAUCAAAUUGUGUUUAUAAUUUGAGUUUAUUGAUUUUACAGGAAAAUUUAUUGGCUAGAGUUAUAAUGUGUACUGUGAUUCAUUUUAAAUGAAUUGUGUAUCGGAAUGAGACAAAUGAAUGGAACAAUAAACGGUUGUUACUAACAGUA